This is a messenger RNA of Scedosporium apiospermum, 1089 nucleotides long. Its product is annotated as Synaptobrevin. Gene Ontology annotation, molecular function: SNAP receptor activity. Gene Ontology annotation, biological process: retrograde vesicle-mediated transport, Golgi to endoplasmic reticulum. The coding region runs from base 1 to 1089 and encodes 362 amino acids. Lineage: Eukaryota; Fungi; Ascomycota; Sordariomycetes; Microascales; Microascaceae. The record is from RefSeq and is a predicted model, not a curated record. The transcript is spliced from 3 exons. Gene Ontology annotation, cellular component: SNARE complex; endoplasmic reticulum.
AUGGCUAUAAUACAGACGCCCUUCGUUCCAGAUUCCCCAGUGGCAAGCUCCACAGACCAGCUCAACGCAGAGCUCGGCCAGCUUCUGCAACGCCUGCAAAACGAGAUUCUAUUCGUCGAUCCCGCCCGAGAAAGGAGGUUACGAUCAAGCGAGCUUGAGCGCGCAAAGUUGGAUAAGAACCUACAGUAUGCGCGAUCGGUCCUUACGAAGCUCGAGCAAGAGUCGAUGGGGCUGAAGGCGCAUUUGAUGAAGCAUGAUUUCCAGGUGGUUUUGAACCAGAAGAGGGAGAUGCUCGAGGUGCUGGUGGAUAGAUUGGAGGAUCUGGCUGAGAUGGAGAUUGACGACGAUGACGACGAUGCGGACUUGGAUGACGAAGAUAUCCUCGCCGAUAUAAUACCAACCCCCAGUGAGAGCAUAGACUCCCGAUCGGCAGACCACUCCGCCGAGCAACCAUACGCCCAAGAAGAAGAUAUCCCCGAACCACCAUCCGUUCUCUCCGAACAAGAGAAACAACCCGUACCCCCAACCCUACAAUCCCCGGUAUCCUCCUCCGCCCAAUCCACCCCAUCCUCUUCGCCAACCAACACCAGCGCCCCCGCCCUCGAUACCUCGCCCGCAACCCAGCCUACAACCACCGAAUCCUCCAUCCGCCCGCGUCGCCCGGCCCCCUCUGAAUCCCACACUACAGCCCGCGCCACCCUCUUCUCCCGGCGCAAAACCACCUCCCCCGGAACGGCCCCUCCCACAACCCAAACCUCCACCGCCACCGCCGAAGCUAUCCUCGACCGCCAACGCGCGGAGCAGGAAGCCCUCGUCGGCAACAUCCUCCAAUACGCCUCGGCGCUGCGCGACUCCUCGCAGCGCUUCAACGACACGCUUGAGAAGGACCGCGCCGUGCUGGAUCGCGCCGCGGACGGCAUGGAUCGUGCGGAGACGGGCAUAGAGGCUGCGAGGAGGCGCAUGAAUGUGCUUACGAGGAUGACGGAGGGGAAGGGUUGGUGGGGGCGGAUGUUGCUUUUUGCUUGGGUUUACGGGCUUAUGGUUGUUUUGGUUUUGGUCGUUUUUGUGCUUCCUAAGUUUAGGUUCUAA